AUGGGCAAUCAGGCGCAGUUACGAAUGCGGGAAGACUUCGACGGGCCGCAAGAGGCCAUGCACGCGAGCAUUCGCGACGACAAUGUGGCCGAGCUGAAACGGAUCCUCGGCUUGGCCACCGUUGACGAGGUCAACCAUGAACACCACAACUGGGGCACGCCGCUCCACGUAGCCAUUCUAUGCGACAGUCUACCAGCCGUAGAUUUGCUUCUCGAAGCCGGUGCCAACCCUCUCUUCGUUCCCCACCCCGAGAACGGCAUGACACCUCUGGCCAUGGCUGUCCGGCGCGGGACCUCGGCCAUCGUGGAGAGGCUGUGGCAGAGUGUGCCUGUGGAAAUCCGCGCCGCCGAGAGACAUUCUGAGGAUACUUGCCUCGGCGUUGCAGCCACAUACGGCCAGACUCAUAUCGUGGACCUGCUUCUAAAUCUAUGGGACGACUGGCCGCAGACAACGAAGCAGGGCGCUCUGUUCGCCGCUGCGCACAAAUGGCGCGCCAACGUCGUCGAUCUGCUUCUCGAGAGAGUUGUUUUCCCUCCGGACGUCAUCCUAAAGGCCUUGCAUGUCGCCGUAGACUUCAAAGUCAUGCUCGCCGACGAUGAGCGUGGUGGGGUCCAGUACGAUGGCACCGAUUUCCUCAGCCAGCAGCGGCUCAUCAAAGCCCUCGUCAAGGCCGGAGCAGACCCAAACGCGAGGAUGGAGAGGGCAGUGUUCCAGACUGCCCCCGUUUUGUUUGCAUGUAGGUGGAGUGACCUCGUCGGCGGCCUCAGCGCGUUACUGGAGACAGGUGCAGACCCCAACAUCCAGGAGGAGGAUGGGAAGACGGCCCUCCAUCAUCUUGGCGCGCCAGUCUACGUCAAAUCGCAAUCCCCUUCAUCUGGUCUGAAUGAUACAGGUAUCCGGCUUCUCAUUGAAAAAGGUGCCUCAGUUAGCUGCCGUGACAAUGAAGGUAACACCCCACUCCAUAAUGCCGCCUAUGGCUCCAACCUCUCCGUUUUCCUCCUUUACCUCUCCGCAAUGGAUCCAAGCGAGAGGGAAUCGGUAUCAACAUUGGUAAAUAGUCAUGGGGAAACCUUGCUCCAUUGGGCUGCUGCCGGCGGCAAGACAGACAUAAUGGAGUAUCUGAUCUCGCACGGAUCCGAUGUCAAUCAGGUGAGUGCCAAUGGUUGGACACCUUUGCUAUGCUCACUCGCUCCGGCCAAAGAAGGUCAUGUCUUCGGAGCAAAGCUUAAGGCAUCAUGGCUAGCCGUCCGCGCGGCUCGGGUUCUGCUCGGCCACGGGGCCAAUGCGCUCGUCUCGACAGCCGAGGGGUACACUCCACUACACUGCCUCGCGAUGUAUCUCGACGGAGAUGAGGCCGGUGUUACAGCAGCCCUCGCCGAGGAGCUUGUUUCCCGUGGCGCGGAUAUCGAGGCUCGUGCUCCGAUGUUGGCUUCUGUCGCGACCUUGAAGGAUAAGGAUGUUCAUGCUUAUGCUUGGGGAUGGCGCACCAAGCAGACCCUGGACAUGUUUGCCUCUGACGCUGCAGUGGUGAGUCCUGACCUGCCCCUUCUUCACUGGGCAGCUCAUCAUGGUGCAGUUGGCUUGGCCAAGGUCAUACUCGCUCAUGGCGCGAACCCAGAAUGUGCGGACUCCAAUGGUCAGCUGGUCAAGAAAGAUAUAUCCACAUGA
This is a messenger RNA of Clonostachys solani, 1668 nucleotides long. The record is from the annotation of a GenBank genome assembly. NCBI's taxonomy places the organism in Eukaryota, Fungi, Ascomycota, Sordariomycetes, Hypocreales, Bionectriaceae.